Gambusia affinis (western mosquitofish) is the source of this 969-nucleotide messenger RNA. RefSeq names its product trace amine-associated receptor 13c-like. The record is from RefSeq and is a predicted model, not a curated record. NCBI's taxonomy places the organism in Eukaryota, Metazoa, Chordata, Actinopteri, Cyprinodontiformes, Poeciliidae. Gene Ontology annotation, cellular component: membrane. The transcript has 2 exons. Bases 1 to 969 code for a protein of 322 amino acids. Gene Ontology annotation, biological process: G protein-coupled receptor signaling pathway. Gene Ontology annotation, molecular function: trace-amine receptor activity.
AUGCUAACUGUUGAAGAAAAUGAACUGUGUUAUCCACAUCUCAACUCAUCCUGCUUGAAGGCCACACAUCCUCCCUCUCUGUCCAUUCUUAUUUAUGUUGCACUAUCCUUGAUCGCUCUUUUUACUGUGAUUUUUAACUUACUGGUCAUCAUUUCUGUCUGCCACUUUAAGAGGCUCCACAGCCCCACCAACAUCCUGCUGCUCUCUCUGGCUGUGUCAGACUGCCUGGUGGGAUUCCUCAUUUCAUUCCAGAUAGAGCUGGCCGAUGGCUGCUGGUAUCUUGGAGACAUCAUGUGUGCCCUCUACUUUGUUUCAGACUAUGUUAUUACAUCCGCCUCAGUGGGAACCAUGGUGCUUAUUUCUGUUGACCGUUAUGUGGCCAUCUGUCACCCACUGCAUUACUCCAGUAAAGUAACAGCAGAGAGAGCAAAAAUUUGUGCUGUCAUUUGUUGGAUUUCUUCUCUUUUGUUUCACAGCUUCGUGCUGAGAAGUAACCUGCAAAAACCAGGCAGAUACAACUCCUGUUCUGGAGAAUGUGUAGUCAGUGUUGAUUAUGUUGGAGGAAUUCUUGACCUCCUGCUGUCCUUCGUCGGUCCUGUCACUGUGAUCAUUAUUCUGUAUGUGAGAGUGUUUGUAGUGGUUGUGUCUCAGGCUCAAGCCAUGCAGUCUCACGUUGCAGCGGUUUCUGUGAGCGUCACAGCUAAGAAAUCUGAAAUCAAGGCAGCUCUUAUCCUUGGUGUUGUCGUAGUUGUGUUUCUAAUAUGCACCUUCCCAUAUUACUGUGUCACACUCAUCGCUGAGGAUGCUGGGGUCAGUGCUUCAUCUGUAAUCUUCCUCCUGUUUUAUUUUAAUUCCACCCUGAACCCUCUGAUCUACGCCCUGUUUUAUCCCUGGUUUAGGAAAUCAGUUAAACUGAUUCUUACACUGCAGAUCCUGAAAACUGGUUCCUCCAACACUAAUGUGGUUUGA